AAGAAGGAGGUCUCAUUUCUUCCCGAGCAGACUGAACCGCCUCGGCUUCUCCCCUCCAGCCUACCUCAUCCGCACACGACUGACUUAACUUUCCCAACACCUUUCCUCGUCUACUCUUUGGAUUUUCCUCCCUGCAUUCAUGAGGAUAUUGUGAUUCUCUUCCCUGCAGGCGGCCCCGCAGAAAUCCUCCCUCUCUGCAGUCAGUGCGGAACCAGAAGUGCCAGAAGUCUCUGCUCGUGUCUGCUGGUUUUUUGUGGUGUGUUAUUUCUGUCCGACUACAGUAUGUAUUCGGUGGUGAGGAAGCUGUUUUUGUCGGAGUGUCGGUGCGCGGAAGAUGCGUCGAGCAGGACGUACGAGCAGCUGUUCGCCCGGCUGGACACCAACCGGGAUGGGAAGGUGGAUGUGUCGGAGCUGAAGGCAGGCCUGGCUGCCAUGGGCAUCAGGGCCGGGCCGGGGGCGGCCCAGAAAAUUAUUACAGCAGGAGACGAAAACAAAAACGACAGCCUUGACUUCAACGAAUUCACCAAAUAUCUGAAGGAACACGAGAAGAAGUUACGACUGACCUUCAAGAGCUUGGACAAAAACAAUGAUGGCCGAAUAGACUUUAUGGAAAUAAAGCAGUCUCUUGCUGAUCUUGGACUGGACGUAAGCAGGGAAGAUGCAGAGAGAAUCCUUCAGAGCAUCGAUGUGGACGGCACCAUGACUGUGGACUGGGGUGAGUGGAGGGAGCAUUUCCUGUUCAAUCCGGCCACCAACCUGCAGGACAUUAUCCGCUACUGGAAGAAAACCACAGUGUUGGACAUUGGUGACAGCAUCACCAUCCCAGAUGAGUUCACGGAGGAAGAAAAGACGACCGGUAUGUGGUGGAAGCAGCUGUCGGCGGGAGCCAUGGCGGGCGCCGUGUCCCGCACAGGAACCGCCCCACUGGACAGAAUGAAGGUCUUCAUGCAGGUGCACUCUUCGAAAAGCAACAAAAUCAGUCUUGUGGGAGGUUUUAAGCAAAUGUUAAAAGAAGGAGGAGUGGCGUCCCUGUGGAGAGGAAACGGUAUCAACGUCCUGAAGAUCGCCCCUGAGACGGCCAUUAAAUUCAUGGCUUAUGAACAGUAUAAGAAGCUGCUAGCCAGCGAGCCAGGGAAGGUCAAGACCCAUGAGAGGUUCAUGGCAGGAUCGCUGGCCGGGGCCACGGCACAAACGGCCAUCUAUCCCAUGGAGGUGAUGAAAACCCGUCUGACACUGAGGAAAACUGGACAGUACUCAGGAAUGUUCGACUGUGCCAAGAAAAUCCUGAAGAAGGAGGGCGUGAAGGCGUUUUACAAGGGCUACAUUCCCAAUAUUCUGGGCAUCAUACCCUACGCCGGGAUCGACCUGGCCGUCUAUGAGAGCUUGAAGAACCUCUGGUUGUCCAAAUAUGCCAAGGACACAGCAAACCCAGGAAUCCUGGUGCUGCUGGGCUGCGGGACCAUCUCCAGCACUUGUGGCCAGCUGGCCAGCUACCCGCUGGCUCUGAUCCGCACCCGCAUGCAGGCACAAGCUUCUCUUGAGGGUGCGGAGCAGUUGCCGAUGGGCAACAUGGUGAAGAAGAUCCUGGAGAAGGAGGGCUUCUUUGGACUUUACCGUGGCAUCCUGCCCAAUUUCAUGAAAGUCAUCCCAGCCGUCAGCAUCAGCUACGUGGUGUAUGAGUACAUGCGCUCCGGCCUGGGAAUCCAGAAGUAGCUGCAGAACCGUCCGUGUACACAACAGUGCAAGAUGUGCUGCAUUUUUUUUUCCCACUUUCAUCUGGCAUUUGGAGAGAUUGUUUACCUGGAGGUCCCCAGAGUCUGGACCCAGACCGCUGCAGAUGGAGCCCGUGUAGAGAGUUUAAAGAGACAGCAGGACCUGAACUGCAGUACUGUGCAACUGUCAGCAAAGAAAAAACCCUGCUGCACUACCACGCCGUUAGCAUCUCUACGGGGCGUCCAAAUCAUGCUGUUUACACUCCACCGACAGCUUUAAGUGCACUGACUUUGGGUCAACCAGCUUUCAGUUUAAAAAAAACUUAAAUAGGAUUUCUUUUUUUUUUCUUUGAAUCAGAAUCCUGUUGUGUACCAAAAAUGUCACGUUCCUCUUGACCAAAGAGCACCUUAUUGCAUCACUUAAACAAAAAGUCCUUUUUAUCUCCUGCUGUCAUUAUCACAAAUACUCCAACAAUCAAAAAAAGAAGUAACUUUGUUUUACAUCUUAAUGCAGCCACACUAAAAAUGUAUUCAGUCACCUAUGAGAAGAGAGGUGUGUCAUCUAGAAAUCUGGGAAAAAUCUAAGUGCGAUAUGUCCUGGUGGGGAUGUAUUUAACUUGAGUCUUCUGUAAAGGUGGUGUUUGUGUACAACUUUACGACACUUCUUCAGUGAGGCUGUCUGGGAAGAAAUGUGCCUUGUGUGUUUUUCUCAGAUAUCUGGAGACUCAUAUCCUCCUCUUCUUUUGCCUUCCUUUCCAAUAUUUGGUUCAUAGAUGCUGGAGUUUACAUAGAAAGAUUACAUGACCACAUUUUAUUUUCAAAAAAUAAACUUUGAAUUAAAGUAUUUUGUUUCUUUUUUUGAGCGGUGCAACACAUACCAGAAUACACUCUGAGCUUCGAUGUGGCGGGGGUGAUCCCUGAAGCUCUAAGAACAGAUUACUCUAGUUUAGAUGUUACGUAAUAAUCUGUUCCCCCGGUAUUGUCACUCCUGGCUUUCCCUGUCUGGUCAAACUGUGGACCCCACAUCGAUGGAUCAGUAACUCGUGGAGGCAAAAUAACAACCGUCAAGCUACAAGUCGCAGUUAACUCAAAUCUUUGUAUUGGAAAAAAUAAAACUUUUAUAUUU
Messenger RNA from Cololabis saira (Pacific saury), 2838 nucleotides. Its product is annotated as mitochondrial adenyl nucleotide antiporter SLC25A24-like. The transcript has 10 exons. The record is from RefSeq and is a predicted model, not a curated record. The coding region runs from base 283 to 1713 and encodes 476 amino acids. Gene Ontology annotation, cellular component: mitochondrial inner membrane. Gene Ontology annotation, molecular function: calcium ion binding; ATP transmembrane transporter activity. NCBI's taxonomy places the organism in Eukaryota, Metazoa, Chordata, Actinopteri, Beloniformes, Belonidae. Gene Ontology annotation, biological process: transmembrane transport.